AUUCACUAUUAAUAUAUAUAUUUGUAAUAUAUAGUAGACAACUUAAAUACAGGAACGGGGACCAAGGUCCUGUCUACAGCGGUUUCUGACGUAAUGCAUGUUUCCUACACAAGAUGGGAAUAUUUUCCUGACGGAUUCAGAAAUUACUACAGCUCAAACUGAGGAAUUGCAUUAAAUGUCAGUACAUUUUUCAAAUGUGUUAUAUGCAUGUUAUUUUAUAGUAUUUUUGGAAAACAUACCAUAAACACUCACAAUUAACAAGAGUUCGUCAUAUGAUAGGUGGGACAGAGAAAAUGAAAGAGAAAUUUGAAUGAAGUGAGGGGUAAUGUAAGUGAGACAAAACACACUGCAAGUUGAUAUCUUUUCUCUAUGGAUUUAAUUCAUUCUGUGAAUAGUUUCCCUCCCUAAAGAAUCCCUAUCUCCAUUUCAGAAUGGCUAGCCAUGAGAAAAAUGAAAUGAAUGUAUUUUGGUGAAGUUGAGAAGGCAGUGUAUGUCCGCACACACCCUUGCCUGCCAGCUAGCCUUCAGAUCUUUAAAUAGGUAGCUAUUUGAUGCGAAAGCAUAACACGGUCUCUCCGAGCCUUGUGGAACACGCAUUGACUUUGAUUUGUGGGACGGCGUCAGAUUGCUCUGAAGACUCCCAGGAGCAAGCAACGCCGAAGCAAGGCACCCUUAUAAAACCCACACCUGUUCAUCCCUCUUCAGGAUUCCUGUGAAAUGAACCUACAAUCAAUACUUUUGCUGCUCUAGAAAGAAGUAUGGAGAUAUAGUUAGUCUGUCUCCCUUGCAUGGUGAUAGACCAGAUCCUUUAUACAGUAGGGCUCAUUUACACUGCCUUUUCCAAGAACCGGUUCCAGCAAAACGCAGAAGCUGCAAUAUUAAAAAAAGAUGGUCUUCAUUCUCGGACUGGGCUUCAAACCACUUUGAAGAAAAACUGGAUUUAUAUGUAACCUGCGGAGGUAUUGUAGCAGAGAUUUACCAGAUCUUUUAAAAGCAGAACAAAUGUCUUUUACCUCCAAACUCCCCCCGUCCUGGAACGACAGACCCCCUCCUCGUAAGGUGGAGGUUGACCUGAGUUCACCGGGGCUGGCUGUGUUUGAGCUGGAACGACUCCUGUUCACUGGGAAAGCCAUCAUCAGCCAUGCAGACGAAGUGUGGCCCAGACUUUACAUUGGAGACCAGGACAGUGCUACGAAUGUCCGCCAGUUGGCCAACCAUCGUGUCACCCACGUCUUGAACGCAAACCACAGUAAACGGCGAGACGGGGCGGAGACAUACCUGGGCAUGAACAUCAAGUACUUUGGCAUCGAGGCCCAUGACUCCUGUAAUUUUGACAUGAGUGUCAACUUCCAGACUGCAGCAGACUUCAUCCACAGGGCCCUCAGUGAAGGAGGUAUAGUGCUGGUGCACUGUGCGGUGGGGGUGAGUCGUUCAGCCACCCUGGUUCUUGCCUACCUGAUGCUGAGACAGAACCUGACCCUGGUGGAUGCCAUCUGUGCUGUGAAGGAUAACCGCGGUGUGAUCCCCAACAGAGGCUUCCUCCGACAGCUCAUCAACCUGGACAGCAAACUCUAUGGCCACCUCCGCAACACCACCUACACCUAGAAGACUGAUUAUAUCAGCUUCUGUUCUAUUCAAUUCUAUUUGAGCAGUGGGUCACAAACCUUUCAUUUUUUGGGAAACUUUCAUGCAAAACGCACCAUAUUAAAUCAAAUGUUAUUUGUCACAUGCUCCGACUACAACAUGUGUAGACCUUACUGUGAAAUGCUUACUUAC
Coregonus clupeaformis (lake whitefish) is the source of this 1776-nucleotide messenger RNA. Its product is annotated as dual specificity protein phosphatase 26. The transcript is spliced from 3 exons. Gene Ontology annotation, cellular component: cytoplasm. Gene Ontology annotation, biological process: protein dephosphorylation; negative regulation of MAPK cascade. NCBI's taxonomy places the organism in Eukaryota, Metazoa, Chordata, Actinopteri, Salmoniformes, Salmonidae. The coding region runs from base 1003 to 1605 and encodes 200 amino acids. Gene Ontology annotation, molecular function: protein tyrosine/serine/threonine phosphatase activity; MAP kinase phosphatase activity. The record is from RefSeq and is a predicted model, not a curated record.